Messenger RNA from Penaeus chinensis, 16458 nucleotides. RefSeq lists its product as uncharacterized. Lineage: Eukaryota; Metazoa; Arthropoda; Malacostraca; Decapoda; Penaeidae. The record is from RefSeq and is a predicted model, not a curated record. The transcript is spliced from 2 exons. Bases 22 to 16458 code for a protein of 5478 amino acids.
GUGAGGGUAGUGGAUAGAGUGAUGGGCCAAGGUCAUACCCACGUGGAGGACGAGUGCACGGACAGUGAGGAGGAGAAGUUUUAUAACAGUGAGUUAGAGGACAGUCAGAGCGAGUGCGAGGAGGACGCAUGCGAUAAACGUGUCACUAUGGAGGCCAGAGCGCGGCACGCCACAGCGGCAAGGCUUCGCUCGGUUUGGAAUGAAGUCAAAAAGAAUUCGAGUGACUCCGCAUCGGAGUACGAGGAGGCAGAGGAAGACCGCGGGUUGCAGCCCCCCCUGGCGGAGCGCUCGAGUCCCCUCGGAGCGUCUCAUAGCGACGGCAACACCAGCCUCCGGGGCCCGGAGCUGACGGACGCCGAGGACGAGCAAGGCUGCACGGAGGUCUGUCGUUAUCAGCAGGCGUACUUCUUCGGUUCCAAUACCUCGCUGGAUUCCAGCAUCAGCCAGCCCUCCUGUGCCAGUCUGGACUCGAGACUCGCGCAAAUUUCGGGCAGCAGCAACACUUAUCAUAGUAGAGUACUGCCACGGAACUUCUUUCUGGACUUAGAGAGAGAGGGGCGUGGGUGUGCUUCUGCCUCAGCCACGCCCCUCACAUCGCCGCAGUCGCCCUCGGAAACUAGACGCCGCUGGGACAAGAGUGUGUGGCCAGAGGUGGAGAGAGGACUUCGCAGGAACCAGAGUGUCCCGGACAUAGAUCCUUCAAGAUCGGAAGACCGACGGCAUAGAGGCAGGGGACGGUCACCCAGUCCCAAGCGCUACACUUUCGACGAGCGGGAGAAACGACAGAAGAUCAUUGAUGCUGUGACACGACGGCUCUACCCCGGUAGUGGUCCCGGCUUCGGUCGCCGCACAAAAAAGGUGUCAGAGAAGCCUCAGGUUUCGGGAGAGAGAGAAUGCAGGUGUCGUAAAAAGACAGGGAGUGAUGGAGACAUAGCUGCCUCCAAAAAUUCUGUUACCACAAGUUCCUGUGAAUCACUACUGCCCAAAACCCCUAGAAACAUUUCAUUACCUACAUCUGUCACUCCCCCAGCAUGGAGGCGGUCAUCCCUGGAAAGUCCUCCUGGUAGUUUUUUGCCUAUACCUGUACGUGACCAUUCACAGGCUGAAAGAACAUCUACCAGCCCACAAAAGGAUACUGCUACUACCACGCUGACUCGCUCAUCGCGCAUCACAAGGCGUGAGGUCAAGACAGUCACAACAACUGUUACCAAAACACUAAAUACAACAGAAAGGAAAAUAGUGACUAAUGUGCAGCGAGACAUGGCCAAACCAGAUAUGCAAGACCAAGCUGUAGACUGUGAUCUUGUAGACAGAGACAGCUGUGAGAAAGUGAGUUGUGAGAGUAAAGGUGCACAGGCUGAUAUGCAGGUUUUGGAAACCAGUGAAGACCAGGAAGAAAAUGAAGACAGUCAAAGUCAAAAGAAGUGUGUUCAUCCUGACCCAGAUUUACUGACUGACGUAAAAAAGGAUGACUCUGCUGAGAAAGAAGGAAGGCGUAAGAUCCCACUGACUCCUGCCUUGCACCAGCUGCGGCAGGCUCUUGCUUCCCUGAAUGAUCCUGAGAGGUUCUCCGACGAUAGCCUUGAACUUGGGAAUUUGGAUGCAGAUUCACCAUCACCAGCUUCAAGAUUUAGUCCACGUGUGCCUGAAGAUGAUGAGAUGUCACUAGGAGAUAUAAGCAAAGACUCCUUAGAAGAUAGUGUAAAUAUAGAUGUUGAAUCUAGAAAAUUACAUGCUGCUCAUGAUCCCACAGUUGUACAAGAGAUAAAAACAGCUUGUGAUAUGGUAAGUGCCAUCCCAGGACCUCGAAUUCCAAAACUUAGUAAGAAGAAUGAUUCUUUCAUCCAGUCUUUCUUUCGAUCCGUUAGUGCCUCAGAUAUGAAAGAUUCUUUUGAGUUAGAAGAGGAGUCCCUCUCUCUGACUGAUGACAACAGCGAGACAUUAUGUUUGUCUCCUAGUUCAGCACAAACAUUGGCUUCCAAACCUAGUGUACCUGUUAAAUCUAAUGCUGCGACACCUCCUCCAAGCUCAUCGUCCUCAAGGAAUACAAGGAGGUGGACCCGAGAAAGAGCAGAAAAACGACUUACUGAGUCCACCAGCUCAGAAGAGAGUGAUGUUGACUUACGUCAGCGUCCAAGGUUUAGAAAAAGAAGAGUGAGAAGGAUGUCGCUUCCACUACCCUCCGUGCCAACUAUUGACCUGUGUGAAGAGCAGGACAACUCUGACUGCACUGAAGGUGCAACUUUAAAAGUAUCCUCCCACGAGAUAGUAGAUAGUGCUGUGUGUGCUAGUGUUAAGGAUAUUAAUGCUAAUAAAAUGUUAACUAGAACUCACGGUAAAGAGCUUUUGGAUAGAAAUAGAAGAUAUACAAGUGAAUCUGUAGGCGAGUGUGGUGUUGAAGAUGUAAGUGUGGAUAUUGCCUCAACUGAGCGAAAGCAAAAGUUAUUACAGUUCAAACAGAAAUAUAAGAACGAAUCUUCACAACCGUCCAAUCAGGGUUCUUCUGUGGUAGAAUCCUUGUCUCCUGAAUACUAUUCCCCUCACCUUCAGGACCCAGUUAUCUCAGUGCCCAACCAGGCAGGAAGCAACCAGCAGUUCAGUGAAUCAGACUCCUUUUCAGACAGGGAUGUCGAGACUCAGGCUCUCCUGAAGGAAUCUGCGAAGAAGUUACUACGAACAGUAAGUAAAGAAGGCCCCUUAUCAGAAGCAUCUCAAGAUGCAGUAGCAGAGCUACUAAAGGCUUCUUCAAAACGUCUCGCAAAGUAUGCUCUCAGCAUGCCUGAGGAUGGCUCAGAGAUAGGGAGUGCCUCAGUUUCUCGUUGUGAGAGUGUUGCCACUCAGGACGAGGACUAUGACACUGCCAAAGGAGAAGACAGCUGGUUAGAAAGUUCAAGUGAGUUCCAGAGUGCCUUGAAGAAGAAUGGAGUGUCUGGCUCUCAUUCUUACACUAGCAACACGACUACUCCAGCAAGGGAGAUGCUGCAUAAAGAUGAAAAAAAACAGUCCUUCGAAGGACAAGGUAACUUACUUGAUGUAAUGCAGAGUAGUAGUGGGGGGGAUGUCUCUCCCUGUGCUUUUGUAGCUGAUGCUACUGACUACAGCACCACAGCAACUACACCAUUGGCAUCCUCAGCUAGUGAAGGUUUUUCUACUGAUGGCUCAUGGGAGGACCUUGAGAUUCUCGAUCCUCAGAGUAAAGGGGAUAUCAACCUUUCUGAGAAACAGUAUCAAGUCAUAGCAGCAGAAUUCACACCUCGCACUGCACGCAGACUCUUGUACACAAUCAUUGAAUGCAGUGAAAGUAGUCGUUCAGAAAGUGUUCCAUCUGAACCAGAUGUUAUUCCAUCUGACUGGCAAGAAACAAUGAGUGAGACUGAAGAUUGCAAUUUGUCAGGUUGUGUGAGCCCAGAGAUUAGUGAAGACCUGUUAAGUUCUUCAGAUGAUACUAUGCUUGACACAGUACGCCGCAAUGUUGAGGAUCCGCAGGAUUCACUCUCUUGCAUCUCAGAUGAUAUCCUAGGGGACUCUAAAGCCCACACUGCCGAAGGAUAUCCAGCUGAAGGCUUCCAGGAACUUCCUUGGAAUGCAGCUGGGUCUCUGGAACUCCUUACAAGUCUUCCAAUAACUCCUGAUUGUCUUGAUGAAGAAGAUAAUCCAUGGGAAACUGACACUAAAGACAUGGACCUGAAUUAUCAAGAUGAAAGUAAUCAGGAGACAUGUACCACUUCAGACAGUGGAAUGGUGUGUACUAAAAUUUCUAAUUUCACUCCUGUUAUUCAGUACAGUCAGAAUCAAGAAGAGGAUAUGCUACCUGAAUUUGUGCCUUAUUUAGAUUUAUCAGAGGUAGCAGGAUCACCUAUUAAAGGCCAUGUGGUUAAGGAAACCAUUCUAGUCUCUUCACAAGAUGAAGUUACUGCCUUAGAAAGACAUGAAGAUGUUACCAAUGUAAAUUUUAAUGUCACUGUAGAAGACAAAAAAAUGCAGGACAAAAUGGGUAAAUUACAUUAUGAGACUUCUAGUGCCUUUGAAAGUUGUAGAACUUUGCUAGAUGGUAGCUUGGGUUUAAGCAAUAAAAUGCCAAAGUUUACAAAUCAAGAGCAGAUUCGGGUAGGAGGAAAUUCAAAACUUGGGGCUUUGCAUCAGGAACAUCUUGAAAUAACUGACAGUCCAGAUGCAGAGAUUCAGCAUAUUACAAAAGACAGUGAAUUGCACUUGCAUGCUUUUACUCACACAAUCCAUUCUUCCAAAGAAAUGAAUAUCGGUUCUGAGGCUGUAUCUUGUUCAGUGCCAAGACUUUCGACUGCUGUAGCUGUAGAAUCUCCAUGGCAGAAGAUUGAUGAUGUUAGUCAUUCUUCUCACUCAGAUGACUAUUUGGUACCUGUUAUGUCUUCUAGCUUGAAGGCUGAGUCUUCACAAGAUUCUGACAUGGAAUUUGAUAGCUUAGAGCAAAUUCAAAUGACUUAUAAUGAUGUCCAACACCCUCAUUGCAUAUCAGACAUACCGCAACGCUCUGUAUUGGAAGGGGACAAUACAGUAGCUGCAAGUUCUCUGUUAAACAAAAACACAAAUUUAACAGGAGAGGCCCAAAGACUAGUUAUGCCUUUAACCCCACAGAAUUCCUUGAUGGACGUAAGUAUUUACGAAGCCGUAAGUUCAAUAGAAAAUCAAAUGCCAAUUAAUGUAAUGGAGAUAAAGCCAGUGACUAUGGGAAUUGAAAGCAUCGAAUCGAGCUACUUGAAGCAGAUGCCACAGAAUUCUGUGGUAGAAGUCAGCAUGCCAGAAGCAAGCUUACUAAUGACUAGGAACCAAAGUGAAAGAUCAGACUGUUCAUUUAAAGCAACUUUGGCUCCACAAAAUUCUUUGACAGGUGAAGCAGCAAGCAUUUUGACAACUAAAGAUAAAGAUGUUGAAGCUAGCUGUCACUAUUUAAAUCUGCAGACAACUCCAGAAUAUACUGAAGUUCUGUCAGGACCAGAUCCAAUGGUCUUAGAGCAAUCCUGUGAAAUAGAAAUAAAACAAGCACCACCCCUGACACCACAGAACUCAGUGAUGGAGGUUAGUAUAUCAGAGGCAAGUUCACUGUUAGCAGAAGAAAAAUUAAAGUCAAGAACUAUGCAACUUUCACCUUUAACACCACAGAACUCCAUGGUAGACGUUAGCAUAUCAGAAGCAGCAAGCUAUGUGGUACAAGAUGUGGAAUGUACAUCUGAAGAGUUGUUACCAUUAGCACGUGCUGAUGUUGCAGAAGUUAAUACAUUAGAAGCAAGCACAAGAAUGCUAGAUGACAGAUUGAAAUCAGUUAUGCCCAGGCAAGUUUCACCUCUAACACCACAACAUUCAAUGGUUGAUGUUUGUAUAUCAGAAGCAGCAACAUCAGUGAUGCUAAAAAAUUAUGAAUACAUGUCAAGUCAAAACACUCAAGCCUCUCCCACAAUGAAGUCAGAAGCAAGUUAUGAAGCACUGGAAUUUGACACUGCUAUGCCGAAAGGUUUUCACGAAAUACCACCACUCAUGCAACAAACUCCUGUUGUCAGUGUUAGUAUAACAGAAGCAGCAACUUCUGUGAUGCUUGAAGGUAAAGAACAUGCACUCGACUUAAACACACAGUCCUUGCCCACAGUCAGGUCAAAGGCAGAUUCAAUGUUAAGAGAAUCUGAUAUUAGUGAAUCUAGAACUUUUCGGGAAAUGCCACCACUGACACCACAGAAUUCAACGGUGGAAAUAAGCAUAUCUGAGGCAAGUUCAGUGUUACUAGAAAAGGAGAGCAUAAAACCAAGAUCCGUUAAAGUAUGCCCUCUGACACCACAGAAUUCUAUGAUGGACAUCAGUAUCACAGAAGCAGCAAGUUUACUAUUAGAGAAUGCAAAAUCUGCCCUUGAACAACCAAUUUCAUCAGUAGCUGAGGAGACCACAGUAGAUACUGUUGCUACAGCAGACAGGAUAUUACUUGAUGAUAAUCAUGGUAAAUCUAUAAAGGAAAUGAUACCAGGGAUAUCUAUGAGUUCAGAGGCAUUUGAAAAAACUGGGUUGGAGAAAGAUUGUUACGAGGAAAGGACAUUGCUAUCUGCACAGUUUUCUGUUGUGGAAGCUAACUUUACUGAGGAAGGUUUAGUGAUACCAGAAAAAGAAGUGAAAGAAAUAAAAACCUUCAGUCAAACGAAGGCUCUAACACCACAGAAUUCUUUUGUGGAAGUUAGUAUAUCAGAAGCAAGUUCUUUGGCACUUGAAAAUGUCAGAUUAAAUUCCACAACCUCAAAACAAGCACUACUGUUAUCUGCAAAGAGUUCCAUUAUGGAAGACAGUUUUGCUGAGGCAGCAUCAUUAGUGCCAGAAAAAGAGGAAAAAGAAAUAAAAAUUUUCAGUCAAUCAAAGGCAUUAACACCACAGAACUCCUUAAUGGAGGUUAGUAUAUCACAGGCAAGUGCUUUAGCAAAUGUGAGCUUAAAUUCUAAAACCCCUGCACCAGCAACUCUGUUAUCAGCACAGAGUUCCGUUUUGGAAGACAGUUUUGCAGAAGCAGGGUCAGUAAUACCAGAAAAAGAGGCAGAAGUAAUAAAAAUUUUCAACCAAACAAAAAUUCUAACACCACAGAACUCUUUUUUGGAGGUUAGUAUAUCAGAAGCAAGCUCUCUGGCAAAUGUCAGCUUAAAUUCUAGAACCUCUGAACCAACAACUCUGUUAUGUGCACAGAGUUCUGUUUUGGAAAACACUUACGUUGAAACAGAUCCAUGGGUGCCAGAAGAAGAAGUACAAGAAAUCAAAACUUUUGAUCAGGCAAAGGCUCUCACACCACAGAACUCCUUAAUAGAAGUUAGUAUAUCAGAGGCAAGUUCUAUGGCACUGGAAAAUCUCAGUGUAACUUCUAGAACCUCUAAACAUGGGACACUGUUAUCUGCAGAAAGUUCCAUUUUGGGAGAUAGUUUUGCUGAAGCAGCAUCAUUAGUGCCAGGAAAAGAGGAAAAAGAAAUUAAAAUUUUCAGUCAAUCAAAGGCUUUAACACCACAGAACUCCUUAAUGGAGGUUAGCAUAUCUGAGGCAAGUUCUCUAGCAAAUGUCAGCUUAAAUUCAGGAAGUCCUACACCAAAAACUCUAUUAUCAGCACAGAGUUCUGUUUUGGGAGCCAGUUUUGCAGAAGCAGGGUCACUACUAUCUGAACAAGAUGCAGAAGGAAUAAACAUUUUCAACCCAACAAAGGCUCUAACACCACAGAACUCCUUAAUGGAAGUUAAUAUAUCAGAAGCAAGUUCUUUGGCACACCAAAAUGUCAAUUUAAAUUCUAGGACUUGCAGGCAAGUGCCUCCACUUACACCUCAAAAUUCCAUGAUUGAUAUCAGCAUAGUAGAAGCAAGUGCUUUGGCAUCAGAAAGAAAUGAAGACAUGAAUACAAAUGUUAAUUGGAUUCCUCCCCUAACUCCACAGAACUCUAUAGCAGAUAUUAGUGUAGGGGAAGCAGCUUCAGUUAUAGUUGAAAAUGUUCAAGUGAGAUCAAGAUUGAGGCAAUUACCUCUUAUGACAGCACAGAACACAAUAGCAGAAGUUUCUGUAUCAGAAGCAAGCUCCUUAAUACUGGCGACUGAAGGUACCAAUAACAGUUCAGUACAAGAAAUUAGCACAGAGGAACUACCUGUAGUAUUGCUUGAUACCGAUGGAGCAAAGUCAAAAAGUCAAAAGGACUUAACGCCUUUAACUCCCCAAAACUCCGUUUUAGAAGUUAGCAUAUCAGAAGCAAGUACAAUAGCCAUGGAAGAUGAAGCUCUUAAACCAUGUUUGAAGCAAGUACUGCCUCUUAAAUUAUCAGAAGGAAAGGUCAUGUCAUGUGAAAUGGAAAGUGUGAAAUCACUGAGUUCUAAGGAAAUACCACCGCUGACACCACAAAAUUCUGUAAUGGAAGUUAGUAUAUAUGAGGCUGCAAGUUCAAUUGCUGAUACCUAUCUUAGUUCUGAAUUUCCAGUAGCUUUAUUGCAAGAAAGCAAAGCAGUGGAAGGAACAUUAGAGGAAACACAUAAUAAUCAGAGAGACAUAGAAAAGGUAUUGCUUACUCGGCUGGAAGAAGAGAGCUGUGCGGAUGCAUGUUUCCCAAGUUCACCACAACAACCUAAUGUUAAAUCAAUAUCACAUAUCGCUACAAGUGAUCACUCAUUAGAACUUGCUUUUCCAACGCCCCAGGUUUUGGAUGUAGGUGUGUAUCAGGAAACCACAUCUUUCCAACCACAAAAUUCAUCGUUGGUAACACCUUUAACACCUCAAAAUUCUGUGGCAGAUUAUGGGAUGGCAGUGGUACCACAGACUUCAACUUUAGUAGCAAGUACGCCUUUGGACCCCAAAGCCCUUGUUCCUGAGCUGGGUAAAGGAAGCAUGACAUUGCAUUCAGCAGUAGCACCAAUACCUGAAGACAGACUGCAUCAUAUACUGCAGGAAGGGACUGAAGCAGUAAUGCCACAAAUGGCUGCAGAGGAAUUUCAGGCACUGACUCAUGUCGCACAUAUGCCUGUAGAGGUAGCUAGUAGUAUAAUUUCAGCAUCUACUCCUCAGACACAAAAAGUAAAUGCCUUAAGACCAGAAAUAAUUGGCACUAGCAGUGUCCAAGCUGAUCUUCAUCAAACACCACAUGUGGCAGUUGGUUACCAAGUUUUAGAAUCUCAGACAGACCAGCUGACUUUACCACAAGAGUUUACUGAAGAAUUACAGACACUACAUCCAAGAAUAUCAACAGUGGUAAAUAGUGUUGAAGGAGCGAUGUCUUUUACACCACAGGAAUCCAGUGGUGACGAAAUCCAUCCCCUACAACAGAUGGUCAUCAAAAGUAACCAAGUUGUAAACUUGGCUGCAACUUUGCAGUUAGACACAGAUUAUGAUACUAUAAUGCCAUUAUCACCUGAGAUAAUAGAAAGAGACCAAACGGUGAUUAAUUUAACCAAAUCAGAAAUAAUCAACGAAGAAUGUGACAGAGGCCAGGCACAAUUAGACACAGAAGAAUUGCAUUUGGUGUCUCAACUACCACCCCGUUUGACCACCAAUGCCCAGGCAGUGAUUCAGAAACCCGAGGUAGUUAUGAAAGGAGCCACCACCAGUAUUUCAGGAGUUGCAUGUAGAAUCCAACAAAUACCAAUGGAAGGAACUUGUGAUGUCUCAACAGUGAAUCAAAGUGGACUGCAAAGAUCAUUUACUACAGGAACAAUAAGUUCUGAGUCAGAUAUGGAGGAGUCAUGUUCAGUGAUGCCAAGGUUAUCUUACACAGUUGGAAAGGUGCAAGCAGUGACUUCUCAAAUGCCUCAUGAUGCCAUCGAAGAAACCAAAAGUACACAAGAAGUGAGAUAUGAAACCCCCUUAAUUUCAAAAGCAUUAACUUCAAAGCUAGAAGUACCAUGGGACAAUGUCAGUUCAGUCCCCUUCCAUGUAACAACUUCAAAGUUACAGACGGAAGUAUCAGAAUCAGUUAUUCCACUUGCACCUCAUACAAGUAAUACUACAGUAUUGGCUUCUGCUAUUCAUCAGACUCAGCCCUUAAUUGUGGGACAAGCAAUGAUUCCCAAGCCACUUGAAGAGGCUAUGGAGGAAGCUGGUUGUCUCCAGGCAAUGGCUGACAGUACGCCAAAAAUGGUCAUAGUUAAAGAGAGCAGUGGCCAGGCAGCCAUUUUAAGUACACCAAUUAUGACUGUAGAAAGAGAGGGCAGUGAAAAGUCAGUGACUCUUCAAACAUCACAAAUGUCCGAAGUUGCUAUCCCCAUAAUAUCUACGUUGGCCAAGGGAGAAGUGAUGAGUGUCCAGACAAUAUCUCAGCAGACUUUACCUUUGACUGUGGAGGAAGCUGGCAGUGUCCAAGUAUUACCUCUUCUAACACCACCUUUGGCCACGGUAAAAGCUGGUAAUGUCCAGGUAACAAUACCUCAAACACAGCAUAUGGCCUUGGAAGAAAAUGAAAGUGACCAUGCAGUGAUCUAUCAUCCUGUGACUGCAACACUGUCAGUGGAAGAGUCACUUUCAGUAACUCCAUUGACACCAGAAAUAGCAGCCGGUGUGCAGGUAACUUCACAUGACUUUUUAGUGGAAGGGUCAGGCAGUGACUGGGAAAUGACAUAUCAAACAGUAGAAGUAAGCAGUGACCCGGCUCUGCCUCAUAAAACACCUGUGACAGUUAUGGGGAAAGCUAGAAGUGUGAACGGAGCAGAUCGUGCCCAGACAUCGAUUCAGCAAAUGUCUCAGAUGGCUUUGGAAGGUGUAGUUGCCCAGACACCAAUCUAUCAAGCAGAAACUUCCAGUCUAGAUUUGGAGGAAUCACAUGCAAUGAUACCUCUGUUGCCUCAGAAAGCCACCUAUAUGACUCAUCAUACAUCACAUAUUAGUGAGCAAGGAAUUCGACAAUCACCACAGGUGGCCAUGGAAACUAUCACUGACCAGACUGUGAUUCAUCAGGCACCUCAGAUGGCCAUGGAAGGUGGCAAUGGCCAGUCAUUGUUUACACCAGUGGAAACUAGCAGUGGUCAGGCAGUGUUACACCAGCCACCACAAGUUAGCAGAGCUGUGGCCAUGACUCUUCAAACAUCUCAAGUGACUGUAGAAACUAACUUUGGCGAGGCAGUAAUACCGCUGGCAUCCGUGGAGAAGGGGAUUAACAUUCAGACUGUGGAAAUGGCAACGAAGGAAGCACAGAGUGUCCAGGAACCAAAAUAUCACGAACCUCAUUCAAUUUUGGAAGAAAAUGGCAGUAUUCAGACAGUAACUCUUUCGAUGCAUCAGGUAGCAAAGGAAAGAAUGGACAGUGCCCAGGCAUUAAAUCAGCAAACCUCUGAUAUGGUCAUGGAAAAAACAAAGAGCCCCCAUACAGUAAUGCAACAGGCAGUGAUUUCACAGUUAGGUUUAGAAGAUAAACAUGCAGUGAUUCCUUUACUACCAGAGGAAACUAACCGCAUGGCCGUAGUGAUUCAUAAAAUGCCACAUGAAGAAAUGAGCAGUGCCCAAUCAAUGACUCUUCAAUCACCUCAGAUGGCCAUGACUAGCAGUGAUCAGGUAAUGAUUCCCCAAACACUUCAGAUGGCCAUGGGAGAAUCUAGCAGUGCCCAGCCAGCAUAUGUUCAGACGACUCAGAUAAUCAUGCCAGAAACCAGUAGGACCCAGGAAGUGAUCCAACAAGCAGUGACUUCAGACAUAGAUUCGAAAGAAAUGCAUUUUGUGAAGCCACUAUUACCACAGGAUAUAUGCAAUAUGAGCGCAGUGAUUCGUCAGACACCACAAGCGGAAGAAGAAGGAACAAGCAGUGCCCAUGCACCGAUCCAGCAAGCAGCAGCAUCUGAACUAGAUUUGAAAGAAGCACAUUCAGUGGUUUCACUGUUACCACAGGACACCAGUAGUGUGAGAACAGUGGUUCAUCAGACAGCGCAGAUGGCCAAGGAAGAAAUAGCCAGGGCCCAGAUCAUGACUGUGGCACAUCAAAUGCCCUUGGGAGAAGCUAGGAGAGCCCAGGCAGUGAUUCAGCAAGCAGCAUCUUCAAAGCUACAUUUAGACGAAACACAUUCAGUGAUUCCACUAGUGCCACAGGACACCGGCAAUGUGAGAGCAGUGAUUCAUCAGACGCCACAGGUGACCGAAGAAAGAACUAACAGUAUCCAGGCAGUGACUGCUCAGGCUAAACAGAUUGCCUUGGAAGAAGAUGGCAAUGCCCAAGCAGUGGCUCUUCAAAUGCCACAGAUGGCCACGGGAAGGGCUACCAGUGCCCAAGCAGUGGCUGUUCAAAUACCUCAGAUAGCUUCAGACGGAACCAGCAGUGUCCAGGCAGAGACUGCUCAUAUUACACAGAUGGCCAUGGAUGAAACUAGCAGUGCCCAGACAGUAACUCAUCAAUCACCGCAGAUGACCAUGGGAAAGGCUAGCAGUGCUCAGACAGUGAUUGCACAAACACCACAGAUGGCCAUGGUGGGAACUAGCAGUGUCCAGGCAGUGUCCCAGCUGCCCUUGAAAGAGGGUAGCAGUGCUCAGAUAGUGUCCCAGAUGGCUUUGAAAGAGGCUAGCAGUGCUCAGGCCAUCAUCCAACCAGCAAUGGCUUCACAGCUAUUGGAGGAAACACAUUCAGUGAUUCCACAGUGGCCACAGGGCAAUUUUAGGGCAGAGAUUCGUCAGAUACCGCAAGAGGUUAAAGAAGGAAUAGGCAGUGCUCAAACAGUGAUUGUUCAAACACCACAGAUGACCUGGGGAGAAACUAGCAGUACCCAAGCAGUGACAGUUCAGACCCAUCAGUUGGCCAUGGGGAAGGCUUCUAUUGCUCAGGAAUUGACUACUCAGACUUUACAGAUGGACUUGGAAGGAGUGAUAAAUGAAACACCUCAGAUCGACGUGGAUGCCACUAGCAGUGCCCACGCGGUGAAUGUUCAAACACCUCAGAUGGCGGUGGGAGCGGCUAGCAGUGCCCAGCCAGUCACUGUUCAAACAUCGCAGAUACCCGUGAGAGAGGCUAGCAGUGCAGAAGUAGUGAUUACUCAAACACCUCAGAUGGCCAUUGGAGAGGCUAGCAGUGCCCAAGCAGUGACUCUUCAGACACCCCAGAUAGCUGUGAAAGAGGCAAGCAGUGCCCAGGCAGUGACUCUCCAUACACCUCAAAUGGCCCUGGGAGAGGCUAGCAGUGCCCAGGCAGUGACUCUCCAUACACCUCAGAUGGCCAUGGGAGAGGCUAGCAGUGCCCAAGCAGUGAAUAUUCAGACACCUAAUGCAGUCAUCCGACACGCAGUGUCUUCACAGCAACGUUUGGAAGAAACUCAAGACACCAACAUUACGAUGGCAGUGACUCAUCAGACUCCACGGAUGACAGAAAGAACAAGCAGUGCUCAAGCAAUGAUCCAGCAAGCAGUGACUUCACAGCUUUGUUUGGAUGAAACUCAUGCACUAGCCAAGGAAAGAAUGAGUAGUGCUCAAGCAGUGACUGUUCAGACACCACAAAUGGUCAUCGGAGAAGCUUGCAGUGACCAAACAGUGACUCUUGAGGCAUAUCAAUUGGCCACAGAAUCAGUUAUCAAUACUCGGGCGACACCUGUUCAGAGACUUGAAGAAGCCAGGCAUGAAUCUAGCAGUGUCCAAGCAGUGACUGUUCGGACACCUCAGAUGUCCAUGAUAGCAACCAGCAGUGAACAAGCAGUGAUUAAUCAGUCACCUCAGAUGUCCAUGAUUGCAGCUGGCAGUGUCCAAGCAGUGACUGUUCAGACACCUCAGAUGUCCAUGGUUGCAGCUGGUAGUGAACAAGCAGUGACUGUUCGGACACCUCAGAUGUCCAUGAUUGCAGCUGGCAGUGUCCAAGCAGUGACUGUUCAGACACCUCAGAUGUCCAUGGUUGCAGCUGGCAGUGUCCAAGCAGUGACUGUUCAGACACCUCAGAUGUCCAUGGUUGCAGCUGGCAGUGAACAAGCAGUGAUUAAUCAGACACCUCAGAUGACGGCGGCAGUUCCCAUUAGUGCCGAGGCAGUGAUCCAACAUGCCGUGAGUUCAGAGUUAGAUUUAGAAGAAUCGCAUUCAGUGAUUUCACUAUUACCAAAUGGCAGCAGCAAUUUGAGAGCAGUGAUUCAUCAGACAUCUCAUGAAGGAACUCUUAGUGACCAGGCAGUGACACUUCAUACGCCACAGAUGGCGAUGGAAAAGACUAGCAGUGCCCAGACAGUGACAGAUCAAACACCCCAUAUGGGCAGUGUCCGGGCAGUGACUCUUCAAACACCACAUGUAGCCAUGGAUGAAACUAGCAGUGUACAGGCAGUGACUGUUCAAACAUCACAGAUGACUGUAGAAGCUGGCAGUGCUCCGACGGUGAGUCUUGAGACACCUCAGAUGGCUUUUAGAGAACUCUGCAGUGCCCAGGCAGUCACCGGUCGACCCGUGUCUUCGGAGCUGGACUGGGAAGAAUCGAACUCAGUCGUUUCAGUUUCACCGCAGGAAAUAGGCAGUGUUCAAACAGUGACUGUUGAAACACCUCAGAUGGCCGUGGCAGAAACUAGCAGUGCUCAGGCAGUGAUUGCACAAACACAACAAAUAGCCAUGGAAGGAACUGAUAGUGCACAGGCAGUGAUUGAUCAGACACCACAGAUGGUAAUAGGAGAGGCUAGCAGUGCUCAGGCCAUCAUCCGCAAAGCAGUGAAACCACAACUCGAUCUGCAAGAAACCCAUUCAGUGAUUCAGUUGUUACCACAGGACCCCUGCAGUGUCAGAGUCGUGAGUCAUGGGACGCCCCAGGAGGCACGGGAAGGGACGAACAGUGCCCAGACAGUGAAGAUUCAGACACCGGAACCUACCAGUACCCAGGCAGUGACUCUUCAGACACCUCAGAUGGCCAUGGGAGAGGCUGGCAGUACCCAGGCAGUGACUCUCCAUACACCUCAAAUGGCCAUUGGAGAGGCUAGCGGUGCCCAGGUAGUGACUCUUCAGACACCUCAAAUGGCCAUUGGAGAGGCUAGCAGUGCCCAGGCAGUGACUCUUCAGACACCUCAAAUGGCCAUUGGAGAGGCUAGCAGUGCCCAGGCAGUGACUCUCCAUACACCUCAAAUGGCCAUGGGAGAGGCUGGCAGUGCCCAGGCAGUGACUCUCCAUACACCUCAAAUGUCCAUAGGAGAGGCUAGCAGUGCCCAGGCAGUGACUCUUCAGACACCUCAAAUGGCCAUUGGAGAGGCUAGCAGUGCCCAGGCAGUGAUUCUUCAGACACCCCAGAUAGCUGUGAGAGAGGCUAGCAGUGCCCAGGCAGUGACUCUCCACACACCUCAGAUGGCCAUUGGAGAGGCUAGCAGUGCCCAAGCAGUGACUCUUCAGACACCCCAGGUAGCUGUGAAAGAGGCUAGCAGUGCCCAGGCAGUGACUCUCCAUACACCUCAAAUGGCCCUGGGAGAGGCUAGCAGUGCCCAGGCAGUGACUCUCCAUACACCUCAGAUGGCCGUGGGAGAGGCUAGCAGUGCCCAGGCAGUGACUCUCCAUACACCUCAGAUGGCCAUUGGUGAGGCUAGCAGUGCCCAGGCAGUGACUCUCCAUACACCUCAGAUGGCCGUGGGAGAGGCUAGCAGUGCCCAGGCAGUGACUCUCCAUACACCUCAAAUGGCCAUUGGAGAGGCUAGCAGUGCCCAGGCAGUGACUCUCCAUACACCUCAGAUGGCCGUGGGAGAGGCUAGCAGUGCCCAAGCAGUGAUUCUUCAGACACCCCAGAUAGCUGUGAGAGAGGCUAGCAGUGCCCAGGCGGAGAUUCAACAAGCAUUCACAACAGAGCUCGAUUUGGAAGAAACCCAUUUAACGACUCCACUUUUACCACAGGAGAUUAAUAGUAUGCAAGCAGCGAUACAUCAGACACUGCAUGUGGCCACGGAAGGAGAGAACAGUGUCCAGGCAGUGACCGAGCAAAGACACAUGACCGUGGAAACAGAUAGCGGUGUUCGAGUGGAGACCCGGGAAAUGCCUCAGAUGACUGCUAAGAAUAGUAGAGCUCAGGCAGUAAUCCAGCAGGCAGUGACUGUCGACCUGGGUUUAGAAGAAUCGCAUUCAGUAUUUCCACUUACGUCACAAGAGACCAGUGGCAUGCAAGCAGGUGUUCAACAGACAUCACCCACAGACAUGGAGAGAACGAGGCAUGCUCAGUCCACAGCUCUUCAAACAGCACCUGGGAGCCUGAGGGAAGCCAGUGCCCAGUUAGGGGUCCUGCAUGCAACGUCUUCGGAGGUAGACUUGGGAGGAGCACCUGCAGGGACUUUACCAUUGGCCCCAAAGACCUGCAGUGUCUUACCUUUGCUUCGUCAAACAGCACACAAGGAUAGAGGUGUUUUGAGUGGUGCUGACGCAGUGCCUCAUCAGACACCAAAUGUGACUACGGAAGCAGGCAGUAGUGCUGUGUCAGUGAUGAAGGUGACAAGGACUGCACAGUUAGAUUUAGAAAAGUCACAGUCACUAACUUUACCCUCACUGCAGAUGGCCAGUAACGGUCAAGCUUUAAAACAAAUAACACCGUAUAUCAUAGGAGAUACCAGUGCUUCGACAGCGUCUCAUCAACCAUCUGAGGUGGCUAUGAAUGAUGGCACCACAUUGACUUCAGAAGGAUGGGAAACAGUAAUUCCACUGACAGAACAGAGCGUAAGCAAUGUACAAACAGUCACUCGUUUGCCGACUCGGAAGGAAGGAGUUAUCUGUGACCAGGAAGAAACUUGCACUGGCUUUGCAGUAACUCAAACAGUAGCAUCUGAAGUAGAUAUGGAUGAAUCUUGUUCAUUGACUUCAUUCUUGCCACAUGCAAGUAAUAGUGUGAGGGUCGUGACUAAUCAGAACCCUCGCCUUGCAAUGGAAGGGGCCAAGCCUGUACAAACACUGAAACAAUCACCAAAAGGUAUUUCUCAGUUGCCACAGGUGACGAGCAACGCCCAAGAAAGGCCUUACAUGUUCAUGGAAGUACCUGACAGUGCACAGGCAGUGACGGCGCAGUCAUCGGUUACAUUGGGAUUUGAGAAUCCACAUUGA